CAGCUGUCAGCGUUUUCUAUGGAAUAUAUUUAUCAUAACCUAAAAUUCUGAAGUUUGAUUACUCUGGAUUCUGAAAUAUAAUUUUUAUUUAUGCCCCAUUAGGAAAUUUCUGUUUAAAAUCUAUAUUAAAAUCAUAUCCAUUGAAAUCAAAUAUGUUGCCCCUUUCGCUAUUGAGAACUGCCCAAAAUCAUCCAAUGUUGGUGGAACUCAAAAAUGGAGAAACUUACAACGGUCAUCUUGUGAGCUGUGACAAUUGGAUGAACAUAAAUCUACGAGAAGUUAUUUGCACAUCAAGGGAUGGAGACAAGUUCUGGAGAAUGCCUGAAUGUUAUAUUCGUGGCAGCACAAUCAAAUAUUUGCGUAUACCAGAUGAAGUAAUAGAUAUGGUCAAGGAAGAAACUGUUGUGAAGAAUAGAGGGAAGGAACAAAAAGUUGGUAGAGGAGGAGGUGGCGAUCGUCAGUUACAAAGGAAUAGACCUGCUGCUCGAGGAAAUUUCGGUGGAAGAGGAAAACCAGGCCAAGGAAAUAAAAACCAGCUGUUUCAAAAAAAGAAGCAAUAAGUUUCAUUCAUCAUUUUUUUUUUCACAUGAAUGUUCAUUUAUUUUAGUUCAUGAAAUUCAUGGCUUGAUAGGCAGUUAAGUUAAAAGUUGUAUAUAUGUUGGAUUGAUCAGUAAUUUCAUCUUUAAUAAAUUUAAUAUAAUCGUCAA
Messenger RNA from Coccinella septempunctata (seven-spotted ladybird), 707 nucleotides. RefSeq names its product U6 snRNA-associated Sm-like protein LSm4. NCBI's taxonomy places the organism in Eukaryota, Metazoa, Arthropoda, Insecta, Coleoptera, Coccinellidae. Gene Ontology annotation, biological process: mRNA splicing, via spliceosome; spliceosomal snRNP assembly; nuclear-transcribed mRNA catabolic process. Gene Ontology annotation, molecular function: U6 snRNA binding. The transcript is spliced from 5 exons. The coding region runs from base 153 to 560 and encodes 135 amino acids. Gene Ontology annotation, cellular component: spliceosomal tri-snRNP complex; U6 snRNP; P-body. The record is from RefSeq and is a predicted model, not a curated record.